Protobothrops mucrosquamatus (brown spotted pit viper) is the source of this 963-nucleotide messenger RNA. Its product is annotated as 1-acyl-sn-glycerol-3-phosphate acyltransferase epsilon. Lineage: Eukaryota; Metazoa; Chordata; Lepidosauria; Squamata; Viperidae. The record is from RefSeq and is a predicted model, not a curated record. Gene Ontology annotation, molecular function: acyltransferase activity. The coding region runs from base 1 to 963 and encodes 320 amino acids. The transcript is spliced from 9 exons. Gene Ontology annotation, cellular component: mitochondrion; endomembrane system.
AUGUGCUGUGCUGAUGACACUACUCUGAGAGCUGAAAAUGCAAAUAAUCUGCAAACUCUGGUGAUGAAAGCCAAAGAGCAAGAACUGUUGCAAGCAGCUGCUGGAGAGGAGCUACAACUUUUGAUUACAACUUGUAUAAUUCUGUAUGGUGAUUUGCCAAAAAGUAAAGAGAAUGUGGUAUAUAUAUCAAAUCAUCAAAGCACAGUUGAUUGGAUUAUAGCAAAUAUGUUGGCCAUCAGGCAAAAUGCUAUUGGACAUAUUCGAUAUGUUUUGAAAGACGGAUUAAAAUGGCUUCCUUUGUACGGGUGUUAUUUUUCUCAGCAUGGUGGAGUGUAUGUGAAACGAAGUGCCAGAUUUAAUGAAAAGAAAAUGAGGAACAAGUUGCAUAUCCAGAUGAAAGCAAAAACUCCAAUGUACCUUGUGAUUUUUCCAGAAGGAACACGUUACAAUCCAGAGCUGCCCAAAGUCAUUGCAGAUAGUCAGUCAUAUGCUGAUAAGGAAGGUCUCACAGUACUGAAACAUGUGCUUACUCCACGGGUGAAAGCCAUUCAUGUUGCUGUUGAUUCAAUGAAGAGCUACUUAGAUGCAGUUUAUGAUGUUACAGUAGCCUACGAAGGUACUGUGGAUCAUAAAGGACAAAGGAAAGUGGCACCAUCCAUGACUGACUUUCUUUGUAAGGAGUGCCCAAGAAUUCAUAUCCAUAUUGAACGAAUUGAGCUAAAAGACAUUCCAGAAGAACAAAUGUUUAUGAGAAGAUGGCUUCACGAACGUUUUGAAGUCAAGGACAAAUUGCUAAUAGAAUUUUAUGAUGCAAAAGAUUCUCAAAGAAGAAAUAGGUUCCCAGGGAAAAGUGUUCACUCCAAACUAAGUCUCCAGAAAACAUUGCCAUCCUUAUUGUUUUUAAGCGGCNUUUUCUCUCUUGCUUUGCACAUCACUUCAAAUUCUUUCCUAAAUUUAUAUUAA